This is a messenger RNA of Sturnus vulgaris (Common starling), 3258 nucleotides long. The record is from RefSeq and is a predicted model, not a curated record. Lineage: Eukaryota; Metazoa; Chordata; Aves; Passeriformes; Sturnidae.
CCGGGCCGCAUCGGACGCCCCGGAGUCCGGCCACGAUGCUGCGUUUGGCUGCUUUUGCAGCUGUGCUGCUGUUCUUCAGGGUCACUCUGGAACUGUCCUGGGCCCAGGCCAUCCCUGCUCUCUUCGUCUUCUAUCUGGCAUCCGGUGGAUGGGACUUCUUCCUCGUAUUCCUCAAGACAGUUCCAAGGGACGUCAGCACGGGGCUGGUCCUGUUGCGGGUGAAGUGGCAGGUAUGGAGGCACGUGAGGGAGAAGAACACAAUCGCCAAGAUCUUCCAGAAGACGGCGAGGAAGUAUCCAGAGAAGACAGCGCUGAUCUUCCAAGGCACAGGCGAGAGCUGGACCUUCCGUCAGCUGGACGAGUACUCCAACCAGGUGGCCAAUUUCUUCUAUGGCCAAGGCUUCCGCUCGGGUGACGUGGUGGCGCUUUUCAUGGAGUCCCGCAAUCAGUACGUGGGGCUGUGGCUGGGCCUGGCCAAGAUCGGCGUGGAGACAGCCCUCGUGAAUUCCCACCUGCGCUUGGAGGCCUUGCUGCACUGCAUCACCAUCUCCAGCUCCAAAGCUGUGGUUUUUGGGGUGGAAAUGAUGGAAGCAAUGCAGGAAGUGCAGACCUCCUUGGAUAAAUCCAUCCAGCUCUUCUGGUCUGGGGAAGAAAAUCCUAAAUCCGUGCUUCCUGGUGCAAAACACCUGGACCCCCUCCUGCAGAUGGCCCAGCGACACCAGCCAGCUCCCCCUAAUAAGGGCUUUCUUGAUAAACUCUUCUACAUCUACACCUCUGGCACGACAGGGCUGCCCAAGGCUGCCAUUGUGGUGAACUGCCGGUUCUUCCGCAUGUCCAGCUUAGUUUUUUACGGUUUUCGGAUGAGGUCCGACGAUGUGAUGUAUGACUGCCUCCCGCUCUACCAUGCUGCAGGGAACAUCGUGGGGAUUGGGCAGUGCCUGCUGCAGGGCAUGACGGUUGUCAUCCGCAAGAAGUUCUCAGCCUCACACUUUUGGGAGGACUGUGUGAAAUACAACUGCACGAUUGUGCAGUACAUCGGGGAGAUCUGCCGCUACCUGCUGAACCAGCCAUACCAGGACGCGGAGCGGCAGCACCGGGUGCGCAUGGCCCUGGGCAAUGGGCUGCGGGCCUCCAUUUGGAGGGAGUUCAUGGCCCGCUUUGGCAUCACCCAGGUGGCCGAGUUCUACGGGGCCACCGAGUGCAACUGCAGCCUGGGAAACUUUGACGGCAACGUUGGGUCAUGCGGCUUCAACAGCAGGAUCCUACCAGGUGUGUACCCCAUUGGCUUGGUGAAGGUGGACGAAGACACUAUGGAGCUGAUCCGGGGACCGGAUGGUGUCUGUAUCAGCUGCAAACCAGGGGAGCCAGGGCAGCUGGUGGGUCGCAUUGUCAGGAGCAAUCCCCUGCAGCACUUCGAUGGCUACCUGAAUCAGUCGGCCACCAACAAGAAAAUUGCCAGAGAUGUGUUUACAAAAGGGGACGCUGCCUAUCUCACAGGGGAUGUCCUGGUGAUGGACAAGUAUGGCUACAUGUACUUCCGAGACCGCACCGGGGACACGUUCCGGUGGAAAGGGGAGAACGUCUCCACCACGGAGGUGGAGGGAACCCUGAGCCGCAUCCUCAACCUGACAGACGUGGUGGUUUAUGGUGUGGAGGUCCCAGGGAUUGAAGGGAGGGCAGGAAUGGCAGCCAUUGCUGACCCAGAGAACUCCUGUGACCUAGAAGACUUUUCCAGCAAGCUGAAAAAGGCCCUGCCACUGUACGCACGUCCUGUCUUUCUGCGGUUCCUGCACGAAGUCUCCAAGACAAGCACUUACAAGUUCCAGAAGAUGGAGCUGCGGAAGCAGGGCUUUGACCCCACGCUGGUGAAGGACAGGUUGUAUUUUCUGGACUCCAGGCAAGGCUGUUACCUGCCACUGGACCAAGCAGCGUUCAACAGAAUCCAGUCGGGAGCCCAGAAGCUGUAACUGUGGUGGUGCUCCCAUGCCAUGGGAGGGCAUGGCUCUGGCCAGUUAAGGAAGAACGGGGUGCCCCUGCCAUUCCACUUUGCUUUUCCUGUCUUUCCCUACCUUUUCCUGCCUGCAGCAACCCUUCCUUGUGAAGGCCAUGAAGAGACCAGUGCUGGCCUCUUCCCCACUCCUCUACCACCAGCCCCUCCUUGGCACGGGGACCCGGCUGGCAGAGGGAAGGUGGGUGCCAGGCACAACCCCUUCCUUCUGCUCAGCCUUGCUCGUGUUGUGUGUCUGCUGUGAAUCAGGGGAGCAGGGUAGUGUUGGGCUCAGGAGGGGGACAGGGGUGUGUUUCUGCCAUGCCUUUCUCUCUCCUGGGGAUGACAUUUCUAUUUUUCACAAUCACACGCACAUUAUAUUAUAUUAUAUUAUACAUAUAUAUAUAUGUGUGUGUGUAUAUAUACAUAUAUAUGUAUGUAAUACACGCUUUUUUUUUUUUUUCAAUCUUAAUUUAUUGUCUGUACUUUUGAAUGUGUCCCGGGUUUGUGCAGUAGGUGGAGGGAUAGCCCAGACCUGUCCUCUCUUGGAGAAUCCUUUUCUCUCGCAGGGAGGUGGGAUGCUCAUCUGAGACUGAUUCUCCUCUUCCAGCGUGGGUGCAACUGUAAAUGUCCUUGUGGCCUUGCUCCAUGGUGGAGGACAUGAGCAAAUCCCACUGUCUUGUGGACACUUCUCUGGGUCUUUUACUUCCAUCUUUUGUGGAUGCAGCAUUGUUUUGUGAAUCUUCUUCCUUGCAGAAAGCAAGUGGGAGAGUGGGAAGAAGGGCCCAGUUGCCUUUGCUUAGAUGUACUCAGGAGGUAGUUUGCCUGGGGAGAGAACGUCCUCUGGAGGAUGGCCUCUGUGAGAGCCUGACUUCAUGUGCUCUGCAUCCCUUCCCAAAAGAGCCCUCCCUGUCUCCAGCACCGGAGCAGGGCCCUGAACUGAAAUGUCCGUGUGAAAUAUCUGACUUGUGCUAUGUGAAUUCCCCAAGUUGUGUCUGACAUGAAACAACCUCAGCUGCGAUGUUUGAUUCCAGUCUUCAGAAAACAAGCAGAAAUUUCUCUUCCAGAGAAAACUCUGGGUUGGGUUGCUUUUUGGUUUGUUUUUUUUUUUAAUAAUUUGUUUUUAUGCUUUUAGCAGGGUUACUCCUUAAAAUGACAUCUGUCUUUUGUGAGGGCAGGAUGUGUCUGUUCUUCUAGCUGUGCUUCCACUCCAACGUACCUGCCUGCCCCAAUCCGUCCCAGUCUCACAAUUAAACACAAGUAUGGGCCUA